Messenger RNA from Limulus polyphemus (Atlantic horseshoe crab), 975 nucleotides. Its product is annotated as potassium voltage-gated channel protein Shal-like. Gene Ontology annotation, molecular function: A-type (transient outward) potassium channel activity. Gene Ontology annotation, biological process: potassium ion transmembrane transport. The transcript is spliced from 7 exons. Gene Ontology annotation, cellular component: membrane; voltage-gated potassium channel complex. NCBI's taxonomy places the organism in Eukaryota, Metazoa, Arthropoda, Merostomata, Xiphosura, Limulidae. The coding region runs from base 1 to 882 and encodes 293 amino acids. The record is from RefSeq and is a predicted model, not a curated record.
AUGCUUGGAGAUGGUGAAUGUGUCUUUUGGUCUAUAGUUAUUGGAGAAGAACAUUUUCUUAGUUAUGGUGAUAUGGUUCCAGCUACCAUCAUGGGAAAGAUAUUGGGAGGUGUGUGCUCACUGAGUGGUGUGCUCGUUAUUGCACUUCCGGUUCCAGUUAUUGUUUCAAAUUUUUCUCGUAUUUAUCACCAGAAUCAGCGUGCGGAUAAACGGAAAGCACAAAAGAAAGCUAGGAUGGCUCGAAUUCGAAUUGCCAAAGCUACAAGUGGCGCAGCUUUCGUAAGCAAGAAAAAAGCAGCCGAAGCCAAACUCGCCGCCCAGGCAAAGGAGAACUAUAUGGAAGAAAAUGACGAUGAUAUAUUCGAGCUACAGCAUCACCAUCUUCUUCGUUGCUUAGAGAAAACCACGGAUCGAGAGUUUGUGGAACUAGAAGCGUCACAUGCUAUUCAGGCAAAUCAAGCUUCUUCCACACCUCCCUUGUCUCCUGCUCCUAUUGUCGCUUCCCGACGAAGCAGAUUCUUCCGUUCUUGUUGUGGAACGAGCUGCAACCGUAAGAAAUACCAGCAGCACAAAGGCUUGGGAGCCACAGACCAAGAAGAGGAAUUAAAUGACAUCGACGUUCGAGUUUCGAAUAAGACGCCCCCUUCUGCUGACCAUCAACAGGACCAGUCCGGACACAGGGUGAGCAUGUUUUGGUGUAACGGGGAUUCGAACCCGCGACCUGCAAAUUGCGAGUCGAGUGCCCUAACCACCUGGCCAUUUGCAAACAAUGGACAAGAAAGACGUAUAAAAGUGGCCAAUCUGAGACGUCCAUUGUAUGAGCUGUUGAAUUCCAGUUCAGUGUAUUAUGCAAUGAUGUCGGGUUUACGAGUGUGGACGUGAAAGUGAUCACCAGCAAAUCUGUAUUUUUUUUUUAUGUGCUCUUGAAACUGCAAUUUUAUAUUUGAUAAUUGUGUCUGUUCCAUAUGUACAGAU